AUGUCUUUCUUUAGAUCAAUUAUUAAUAAUGCAUUGAAAUCAACUUCUAAACAUAUUACAACUAAUUCAGCUACUAAUACUGUAAGUGGAGCUACCAAAUCAUCAAUUACAGUUUAUCAUAAUACAAAUUCAUUAUUAUCACAUAAUUUAUUAAGUAGAUUAUCAUNACUAAUUCAACUACUAAUACUUUUAUUACCAUGUACUAAACAUAAACAAGAUGAUUUAUCUACACCUUCUUUAACUACCAAAUUUGAUAUUGAUGUUAAAUUUAAUCAACAAUUAUCCAUGAAUGAUUCUAAAUUUAUUAAUGAUCAAUGUAUUGAUAUUCAUCCAAAUAAUAAUUCAAUCUUGAAUCAAUUGAAGGAUAAAAACCAAAACUUCCCAUUAAUCAUUGAUUAUAAUAAUAAACUUGUUGCUAAUGAUGAAGAAUCAUUUAAUAGAAUAAUGAUGAAUUAUUUAUCUUGUGGUAUUCAACACGCUGAUAAAGCUGAACUUCCAUAUCGGCUACAAUACAAUUCCAACAACAAGAAUAAAGUAGAUGAAAUUCCUCAACCUGAUUUGGUUCAUCCACAUGUUGCUGAAUUUGCUGAUUUAUUUUAG
This is a messenger RNA of Hemisphaericaspora subhashii, 600 nucleotides long. RefSeq lists its product as uncharacterized. The coding region runs from base 1 to 600 and encodes 199 amino acids. NCBI's taxonomy places the organism in Eukaryota, Fungi, Ascomycota, Pichiomycetes, Serinales, Debaryomycetaceae. The transcript has 2 exons. The record is from RefSeq and is a predicted model, not a curated record.